GAUCUUGUAUUCAUUGUAUAUAUAAUGUAUUUUAGAUGAGGAAGCCACUCAGAGCAAUGAUGCAUCAUGGAGCAUGGAUUGUUCAACAGUUCUUAGGGUCAAGACUGUACAUAUUAGCUCUCCUAUUUUAGCUGCAAAGAGUCCCUUUUUUUAUAAGUUAUUUUCUAAUGGGAUGAGAGAGUCAGAGCAACGACAUGUAACUCUGCGAAUACAUGCCUCUGAAGAAGCAGCCCUUAUGGACCUCCUUAAUUUCAUGUAUAGUAGAACCUUAUCAACAAUCACUCCUACUGCUUUGCUGGACGUGCUGAUGGCUGCUGACAAAUUUGAGGUUGCAUCAUGCAUGAGAUACUGCAGCAGGUUAUUAAGGGACUUGCCAAUGACCUGUGAGUCUGCUUUACUGUAUCUGGACCUCCCUUCCAGUGUUUUAAUGGCUGAAGCUGUGCAGCCACUGACAGAUGCUGCAAAACAAUUUCUUGCUGCACGAUACAAGGACAUAACUAAGUUUUCGGAAGAGGUUCUUCACUUGCCCUUGGCUGGUAUUGAGGCAGUAUUAUCCAGUGAUGAUCUCCAGAUAGCUUCAGAGGAUGCUGUUUAUGAUUUUGUGCUGAAGUGGGCUCGGACUCAUUAUCCAAAAUUGGAGGAACGACGAGAGGUCCUUGGCUCUCGACUCGGCCGACUAAUUCGUUUUCCAUACAUGACCUGUCGAAAGCUGAAGAAGGUUUUAACCUGCAAUGACUUUGAUCCUGAUUUUGCAUCCAAGCUUGUGCUUGAGUCUCUCUUUUUCAAGGCUGAGACACCAUACCGGCAGCGCUCUCUUGCAGCAGAGGAGGCCAAUGCAAUCCAUCGUCGCUUUGUGGAGCGGGCUUACAAGUAUCGUCCUGUGAAGGUGGUGGAGUUCGAAUUGCCUCGUCAGCAGUGUAUUGUGUACCUGGACCUUAAGCGGGAAGAGUGUGCACAUCUCUUUCCAGCUGGACGGGUUUAUUCACAGGCAUUUCACCUUGGUGGGCAGGGCUUUUUUCUAUCAGCACACUGCAAUAUGGACCAACAAAGCUCGUUUCACUGUUUUGGUUUGUUUUUGGGGAUGCAAGAGAAAGGAUCAGUUUCAUUUACUGUGGACUAUGAGUUUGCUGCAAGAACAAAGCCAUCUGAAGAAUACUUGAGCAAAUACAAAGGGAAUUACACUUUCACAGGAGGGAAGGCUGUUGGGUAUAGAAAUCUUUUUGGUGUACACUGGACAACAUUUAUGGCGGAGGACAGCCUUUUUUUUAUUAAUGGAGUUCUUCAUCUAAGGGCUGAACUUACCAUCAGGCAAUAAGUAUUUUUCACAAAAUGUUGGGUAUAGAGACCUGUUCGAUUGGUCUUUUGCUUGUCUAACGGCCCUUUGUAGAAAAUAUCAGCAGGUAUAGGUGCUUUUGGGCUAUGCACUGUAAAAACUAAAAUUUCAGAGAAAAUAAUUCAUCAUUUUACAAAUGUAUUAUUGUAU
Messenger RNA from Pistacia vera, 1483 nucleotides. Its product is annotated as BTB/POZ domain-containing protein POB1-like. Gene Ontology annotation, cellular component: nucleus. The record is from RefSeq and is a predicted model, not a curated record. Bases 74 to 1315 code for a protein of 413 amino acids. Gene Ontology annotation, biological process: response to red light. The transcript is spliced from 4 exons. Lineage: Eukaryota; Viridiplantae; Streptophyta; Magnoliopsida; Sapindales; Anacardiaceae. Gene Ontology annotation, molecular function: protein binding.